Molecule: messenger RNA, 3889 nt
Organism: Caretta caretta (loggerhead turtle)
Lineage: Eukaryota; Metazoa; Chordata; Testudines; Cheloniidae
Gene: MFNG
Product: MFNG O-fucosylpeptide 3-beta-N-acetylglucosaminyltransferase
Cellular component (GO): membrane
Molecular function (GO): glycosyltransferase activity
Source: RefSeq, a predicted model, not a curated record
GAGUCAGUGAGAGCUGAACAGACAGAGCCGGUGGAAGGCAGCUCGCUUGCUCGUUCCCCGGACCUGGCUAUCCCCAACCUCUUGCCUGCAUCAGCCUCUAGCCUGGGACCUGUCCUGAUGCAUCCUUUGAUGCUGGGUCAGCCCCUUUGCCUCCAGCAAACUGGAAACCAGAGUCACUCACCUGGAUAUUCCCCCAUCACGCCUCCUGGAAACCUGGGACCCUCAGCCCCUUGCAUGGAAUGGACUCUCCUCCUGGACCUUUGACCUUUCACCCUGACCAGGCACCUGCCCAGGACCCUCAGCCUCUCAGCUAAGAGCCUGGGGUCUGGGUUAGUUCAGCUCUGGCUGUGUAAUUUGCUGGCCUGCAGGUGUCUGCCUGUCACCUGUCCUGCCAGCUGGAAAAUCAGGUCUUCCUGGUCCCUGUGUCUCUUUCCUGGAGGCUUCCCCCAUCCCAGGGCCUUUCAGCCUUGGUGUUUGGCUCUCUAAGAAUUUCACUGCCACUCUCUGCUCCCCUCCCAUUACUUUCCAUGGCCAUGUCCUAGUUGGGCCUCAGCCUGCCUGUCCUCCCCUUUUGGAGGCAUGAGGCCAGCGUGGGGCUCACAGAUCCUGGGGUGCAGAGGAAGAAGCUCCCUCGGCCUGCUGGGCUUCUCUCCGUGGCGUUGGAAGUUGGCAGUGAUGCGUCGGCAUCUCCUCCACUGUCUUUCUGGAGCUGCUCUGCUCCUUGUCACCAUGGCUUUCCUCUCCAUGAGGCACCAUGGCACUCAAGAGGUGGUCCGCUACCAAGGGGUUGGUGAUGGGACAUCGGAUAUCCCGGAGCACCAGGCUAAAAUAUCCCCAGCGGAUGUGCUAGGAGACAGUAACAGGAGACAGGAGCUGAAAGAGCCACCGGGCCCUUCCAAGGUGGGCUCUAGUGUGAGGAGAGGCCUGGAGCUUGGAGAGGUUUUCAUUGCUGUGAAGACAACCAAGAGGUUCCACCAAACGAGGCUGGAGCUGCUGCUGGACACUUGGAUAUCCAAGGCAAAAGAGCAGACCUAUGUCUUUACUGACGAAGAAGACGAAACCCUGCAGAAGAGAAUGGGUGACCAUGUGGUAUUCACAAACUGCUCUGCAGAGCAUAGCCACCCAGCCCUCUCCUGCAAGAUGGCAGCCGAGUUUGAUGCAUUCUUGGCCAGCGGCCUCAGCUGGUUUUGCCACUUGGAUGAUGAUAACUACCUAAACCCACAGGCCCUCUUGAAGCUCUUGUCUUCCUUCUCUCCAGCCCGGGACAUUUAUAUUGGGAAGCCCAGCUUGAAUCGGCCCAUCCAAGCCUCCGAAACAAUGCCCAACAAUCAGACGAGGUCCGUGCGCUUCUGGUUCGCUACUGGAGGGGCGGGAUUCUGCAUCAGCCACAGGCUGGCCGUCAAGAUGGCACCUUGGGCCAGCGGCAGUAACUUCCUGAGCACCUCGGAGCUCAUCCGCCUCCCAGACGACUGCACCGUGGGCUACAUUGUUGAGUGCAAACUGGGCGGGCGUCUGCUCCCCAACACGCUCUUCCACUCUCACCUGGAGAACCUGCAGCUGAUCCCCAGGCCCCAGCUCCUGCAGCAGGUCACCCUCAGCUAUGGUGUCUUCGAGAAGAAACUCAACACUGUUGAGCUGGCCGGCCCCUUCUCCCAGCACGAUGACCCCUCCAGGUUCCAAUCCCUUCACUGCCUUCUCUACCCGGACACUGCCUGGUGCCCACGGCCCGUCUGAGCUCCCCCACCCAAAGGGUCCCACUCAGGCCAGCGACCCGCAGUUCGUGUUGUGUGUGUGUGUGUGUGGGGGGGCACUCAGGGAGCCCUGGGCGCUCCCUCUCCUUUGCAGUGACCGCCCUGCUGCAGCUAGCGAUAGCUUUGUGGGUCAGUGCUCACUGCGCACGGCACAGGGUGAGCGGGUAGGAUCCACAGCAAGGCGCCCAGGUGAAAAUGUGGAAGGACACUGUUGGUGGAACACUCAAAUGCAACCCAGUUUCCCACGGGCUCUGGGACCCUUGUGGGGGGUGAGGAUGGGUGGGAGGGGGAAGUCGACGUGCCUCUGGUUAUGUAGGCAGUGUAGCUGUAGCCCUGUCGGUCCCAGGAUAUUCGAGAGACAAGGUGGGUGAGAUAACCUGAUGCCUCCAUGAACACAGCGAGACUUUGGCCACAGAUACUGGCUGUGCAGAAAUAUAGAUGGAGACCUGGUGCCCCCUGCUGCCUGGAUGGAGCAUAUCUCUGUGUGCAUCCUGAGCCACACGGACUGCGUGGGGCCGCGUGUGAAUGGAGUGUCCAGCCGGCCUUCACUUCAGUCUCUGCUGGGCAGAUUCUCUCCUCCCUUUAUGCCCCCAAAUCCUUUCUCCCUGACAAGUUUUCUACGCUGGACAAGAGCCUUUUCUGUCCUCUCAUUUGUUGAGCCUCUGCUGGCCAGGACUCCGCCUCCCCAGUCCCCUUGCUAAGCCUCUGCUUAGAUAGUUUGGCUACAUUCUCAAGUCAGAAACUCAAGUCUUUGAUAAUCCGUUUCAAUAAAAUGACAUUGUGGUCAUGUCUUCGUGCUAGAUCAGCCCAUGAGAAGCGCUGUACCGGGACUGCCCUGGGAAGGGGAUGGGGGCCAGGAGCCGGAGCACUGGGUCCUUCCAGGAGUCUCCCAUGAGAUGGGCGGGUAGAGGAGUGUGUGGAUUUGUGCAUUAUUCAAGUGGGGAUAUCUCUCUGUCUCUCCCUGAGCACUCUCCCUUUUCUCUGCUCCACUGGGGAUUGGGAUAAUCCCUCUUUCUAAUGACCAGCCUGUUCUUUGACAUUAGACUCCAGCCUCUACCUGGCAGGAGGGGAUGUGAGAGGAUAGUCUUAAAGAAGGAUUUGGAGUGGGAGAAAGGGAGAAUGAGGUAGAAGAUGGGAGGAGGAGAUAGUGAAGGAGUGCACAGGAGCAGAUUGGAGAUUGUGGAUUUAAGAGCCAUGCCAAAAAACCCUAAUUCACUAUGGAGUGAAAAUGGAAGGGCAAAUAGCUUAUUACCCCUGCUCUUCAGUCCCUCAGACACUAGGGGGCACCUUCAUCUGCUCCUCAUUCCUUGCUCAGUGCAGCAGAGAGGGGAAGAAGGAAUGAGAGGGAGAGGUGGGACAUGCAGCGUUGCGGACUGUUCAAAGUGUUUCCAGAUCCUGGGGGGAAUGUCUCUUGCCCUGGACUGGGCUUGUUGUGUUACCCAAAGGUCCCUCGUAGUUGAUGGAAAAUGAAUAGCAGUUAUGUUUUGUCCUUGCUCAGACAGAGAGAGUAGACUGGGGGAAAGCUAAAAAGCAAAGAAACCACUUUCAAUGGCAAUGGAUGCUCUGAAUAAAAGAAAUGUAAAGUAAUUGCCUCUUCAAGGGAAGGUGUUUUUCAAAAGCCAGUGGUGUACAAGGGGGAUCUCUGGCGUCCUGUGAGAAUGCAGAUGAAAAUGCGGGUGUGGUCUCUCUACAGAGUCAUCCAGAUUGGAAGAGAAAUCUUUAACACGGGAUAAUACAACUGCAUCUAUUGCAGUCAGUGUGGUAGAGGUCUAUGGAGAGCACCACUGUGUCUUUACCAUUUUGCAAACUGGUCAGCUCAACCCCCUGCAAAGGAACUACAAUUGUCCCGGCUUGCACUGCAGACACUUGUGUAGGAUAUUGAAGGGUUAAAAAUCACAUGUUUCAAAGGUGUUUCCACCUGGGCAGAGACGGUUCAAGAAUUGAAAGCAUGCUUUGAUUUUUGUAGAAGAACACCGUGGCCUCUUGUCACUUUCCAAUACAAACAUUUCUUCCAGUCAGUGAUCAACUUCUGAAGAAGCAGAUGACUCUCAAGUCCUGCUUUCUGUCACAAGAAAUGCACCCUUUCAUCUGGAAACUCCUCUCUGAUGACCAGGAAUAAGGACUUGCUGAUAACAAUU